AGAAGCUAUGCUAGAAGGAAAAAGAACUGUAUUGUUUAGGUCGGUAAACCUGAGGAAUGUGACCAGCGUAUAAUAGCUGCCGCUUUUCCAUCAAGGACUCGCCACAACAAUUGCUUCAACUGAAGUAUUUUUCACUUCUGAUGACAAAAUGAACAAAAAAGCAGAUGAAAGAGACUUCUGGAACUCUUAAGAGCGAUUGUUAAAGUUGGAGCAGAUGCCCCGAUGUCUCUUUCUUGUUCUCUGGAUUUCACCUCAAGCUAAUCUUCAGUCAUGACCAUCUUUUCCUCCAUGCUCAAGAUCAUCAGGAAGGGGAAGUGUCUGUUUCUGCUAUUGUUGUGUCUUUGCGUUGUAGCGUGGAUUGCAACAUUCUCUAAUGAUGGCCCAGUUAAGCCGGUCCAGGAAGGAUCGAGUCCUCUUGACGGUCAGCAUGCGGAGGGUUUUCAUCGGCUGGAGCUCGAGUCGGAGAUGGUCCAGAGCAUCGAGGAGCGUGUAGAGGAACCGCCUCCCAAGGAGAGCUGCCCCGAGAAUUCACCCCUGCUCCGAGGCUCUUUGAAGCUGACAUUCGAGCCUUCGCUGACGCUGGAGCAGGUAGAGAUUGAAAACGCAGAGGUCGUGGAGGGUCAGUAUAAACCCUCGGACUGUACGGCCAGACAGAGCGUGGCCAUCCUCAUCCCUCACAGAAACAGAGAGAAGCACCUGCUCUACCUCCUCUACCACCUUCACCCUUUCCUACAGAGACAGCAGCUCCAUUACGCCAUCUAUGUCAUUCACCAGGCCGGAGAUGCUACAUUUAACAGAGCAAAGUUAUUAAAUGUUGGCUACCUCGAGGCUCUGAAAGACUACAACUGGGACUGUUUUAUCUUCCAUGAUGUUGAUCUGGUUCCUGAGAAUGAUCAUAACUCAUACAUGUGCGCGAAACAGCCGAAGCACUUAGUGGUGGGGAGGAAUUCCACUGGGUACAAACUCCGAUACAAAGGAUACUUCGGGGGCGUCUCAGCCAUGACGAGGGACCAGUUCCACAAGGUGAACGGCUUUCCAAAUUCCUACUGGGGCUGGGGUGGAGAAGACGAUGACCUGAGGAUAAGGGUGCAACUACAGAAAAUGGCAAUAGUGCGGCCGUCACCUGAAGUGGCGCGCUACACCAUGGUCUUUCAUAACAGAGACAGCGGCAAUCAAGUCAAUAAAGACAGGAUGCAACUGUUACGCCGCACUCAUCAGACAUGGAAGAACGAUGGCUUAAACAGCUGUUCCUACAAGGUUCUAUCUGUCCACAGAGCACCGCUGUUCAUCAACGUCACGGUGGACAUUGGACAGCCCGAGCAAGCUCAUUGAGCCCUGUUUCUGGAUGGUGAAACUCAAGAGACAAUUUGCAUUGAAAUGCAGCAUUCACCAGUGCCUGUCGGAUCUCAUACCGGGUGUUCUUGCUCGACACAGAGUCGCACUAUGGGAUCUGUCCAUCCAAAUCUGUCAGUUAAGAUAGUAUGGCCAGAGCUCUGAUCAAAACACUACAUUUAAGUAUUACAGGAAUCAAGUAGAUUUAAACAGAAUGAUCAUGUGGAGCUUUCAGGUUUGGGAUUAACCCUUGUGGAUUGUUCAAACUGCAUUAUGCUUAGGAUGAAAACUUCAUCCACUAAAUUAAAAAUAUGUCAGAUUAUUAUUGUUAUUUUUUUUAAAUAUUAACCCUUUAGACGUGCCUCUGCAAAAAAAAAAGCUUUAUUUCUGGGUUUUAUAUGGAGUAUAACAGCACAUUGCAGUGGUCAUUUAAAAACCGUUAUCUUGUUUUUGUUUACUCCAUGUAGUUCUUAGAGCAGAGGUGCUUAUUUUGAUCUUCUCAGAUGUAUCGAGGUAAGUGCGCAAAGGUCUCUCUCGCUCGUACGCACACAUAAACACACACACACACACACACACACACACAUACACACACACACACACACACACACACACACACACACGACACUCCUUAAAACUCCAUUAAAAAGCCAGAAACUAUCCUUUUUUUUGCAUUGGAACUGAUGAUCAACAGUAAAAAUUACACAUUUGACCUCUUCCCAACAGGGAAAACUACAAAAAAUCAAGACUGCAUAAUUAUAUGGUAGGGCUGGGUGAUUAAUCAAAAAAUAAUCAACAUUUAGAACCUAUAAUCGUUCAAAUUUUUCCAGGUCAAAUAUUUAAAUUAAUUAUCCUAUCAUGUGUAGAGUCACGUGACCCCCGCUCUAUUAAGCCUGAAUUAUACUUAUUAUAUUAUGAUUUAUAGUUAUUAUAUUAUUAUGAUAUACUUCUGCCAAGGGCACGUGUACAGUCUGGCGCAGCCUUUGUAUAUAUGCACACCUCUCAAAAUUUUUUUACUUAAACGUCACAACGACGCGAAAUGCAAGCUUUGUGAUUGGUCUGAUUGGUAGCGGUGACGACGGUGGGCUGCGCAGAGAGCCGCGUUUUAGGCAAUGUGUGUUUCAAUUUCAGUUGAUCAACGUUGUUUUCAAUAAAUAAUCGGAGAUGGUGUGUGUUUACUUGAGUUAUUUUAAAAUCAAGUAAUGCACGCUUCAUUCAAAAAUCUCUCACUUGUUAUAUGUGAGCAUAUUUACUGUACAAAACUUGUCAGUGAACUAUGAGGGCAAAAAAAAUCAUCGUUUAUUAAUCGUAAUCGAAUUAAAAUGUUUAAUUAAUCGAGAUUUCGAUUUUAGGCCAAAUCGCCCAGCUCUAUUAUAUGGUGUCGUUGCUUUGCAAUCAAAAAAUGUAAUUUUAAUGGAAGUCAAUGGGGCAAAAACAGCCACUAACAUAACAAAAGAGUAGUAAAUUUGCCCAAAUUUGCUGGGUUUUUUAAUUUUUUUAAAGCGUUUUCCGAAAUUGUGUCAAAAUAAGAUGUCACCAAAAAUCAUUCCAUUCGCUGAAGCACAGAGAAAGUUGUGUCCAAAUUAUGACUCAAACUCAUCCCAGAGUGGAUGAAAACAUCACAAACAUAAUAUAAGGGUUAAAGAUGGAUCUCUAAUUAUGAAGUUAUACACUGUAUUCUGUUCUGCUUGUGUUCACGUUUAUACAUCACAGAAUAUGAUAAAACAUCUGGGAGCAAUGGCAAAUGGAUUUGUUAUUAUGUCGGUUAAAAUGUUGACGCGAGUCUGCAUGUUCUGCGAUUGUUGAUUCCCGCUGAACAUGCUUCUGAUAUUUGUUUGGUGAAAAUGAAUAUAUAUAUUAGCAGGUGUUUGGGUCCAGUGAUCAGAUUUAAAUCAGUUUCAUUUCAGUGAAAUGUAGUUUUAGAUGGGUUAAUUAUUGUACAUUGAGGCCCGAGCGGCUGUUCACUCAUAAAACUGGGUGGUGUUUACUUUUAAAGAGGAAAAGAAAGAAGUUUGUGUUUACCUGGACUUUAUAUGUAUAAUAAUAUUGUCCUUUCACAUUUUAAGGAUCACAGAGACCAAGUCAUGAUUAGAAUGUGUCAGGAUUUAAGAACGUCCAUCAAAUAAAGUACAUUACAGACUGGA
Molecule: messenger RNA, 3473 nt
Organism: Danio aesculapii
Lineage: Eukaryota; Metazoa; Chordata; Actinopteri; Cypriniformes; Danionidae
Gene: b4galt4
Product: UDP-Gal:betaGlcNAc beta 1,4- galactosyltransferase, polypeptide 4
Exons: 7
Coding region: 271-1332 (353 amino acids)
Biological process (GO): carbohydrate metabolic process
Molecular function (GO): glycosyltransferase activity
Source: RefSeq, a predicted model, not a curated record